AAGGGAAAGGGCAUACUUUAAUAUAGUUUAAAUGCAAAUGACAUCUGAACAGCCUCUCGAGGAUAAGAAGGGCUUUCUAAGAUUUCAAUCCCCACUUCAUCCUCCCUGUUUUAUUAAUAUACUAACAUUUGGCCCAUUUGAGAGAGAUCCACUGUUUUCCAUUAAACCUCUUUCCAAUUGAAAUGGAUUGAAGGCAUAGACCACAAUCCUCGAAAGGCACACUGCGUAUAUAUGAACCCCAUUAACCAAAGCUUCUCUUCAUACCCUAAAAGCUCCUCUCUCUCUCACACACACACACACACACAAUGGGUGCUGCUGCCCCUGCCCAUACUUCCUCUCUUGCUUGCGAAUUGAGAAUCAUAAGAGCAAGGAACAUUGAACUCAAGCCUGCCCGGAACCUGUUUGUAAGAAUCCACCUCUCUGCAGGAAACAACAAGACGAUUGCCCUCACCACCCGACAAAUUUCAUCCAACUCCCACCAUCUCUGCUGGAACCAGUCCUUCUCCAUCCAGUGCUUCGGAACCCUAGACUCCAUGGCCGCUCUAAAGCAAGGACAUGUGGUUUUCGAUCUCCGUUGCAGAAACCCCACACUGCCAAUUCUGGGAAGGCUUGGCGGCGGCGGCUCACGUCUGCUGGGCAGAGCAGAGAUUCCAUGGGAGACCCUGUUCCAGUCGCCGGACAUGGAAAUUGAGGAGUGGAUUACGAUGGGAAGCCCCGGUCGUGCGAAGCCUGUUCAUCGUUGUCAGGUGCAGGUGGGAUCGAAAGUACGGGUUCCGGCGCCGGAGAGGAGGAGAGGAGAAGAGUUGAGGAAGUGGAAGGAUGGGUGUGGGUGUGAAAAUGGCGUGGGGCGCAACUGCUUAGAUUGCGAGGUCUUUCCACUAGCAGCAGCUAUGGAGGCCCUGUAACUGUGUAAGAAGUCAAGGAGUCAAGGGUACGAGUUUAGACUACUCGGCGGUGUCCUCAAUCCGACCAGGAGAGGACGUAUUAAUAAUACUAAUUAUAUAUACUGUAAAUUGAUAUUUGGAAAUAUUUUUGUUU
Molecule: messenger RNA, 1038 nt
Organism: Malania oleifera
Lineage: Eukaryota; Viridiplantae; Streptophyta; Magnoliopsida; Santalales; Ximeniaceae
Exons: 1
Coding region: 306-905 (199 amino acids)
Source: RefSeq, a predicted model, not a curated record